UAACCGGAGCAACGUAGAAUCUCUCUUCAAAAUGCUGUUUAAAUCCCUGGGAUUUCUGCUCCUGCUGACUAACCAGGCCUGGUGUCAGUCCUUUAGUUUUCCCGUCUACACCGUGGGAAGUAUUGUCUCUGCUCUAGCUGGAGGAGGUGGAGGAGGAGGUGGUGGAGGAGGUGGAGGCGGAGGAGGAGGAGGUGGUGGCGGUGGAGGAGGCAACAAUAACAACAAUGCUCAAGCGGAAUACGAAGCGAGCCUGUAUCAGUAUUACAACGAGUUGCAGCAAUACUACCAGGCUCAGGCGGCCUACGAUGCGUACAUGUACAGUCUCUAUGGUCCCAAUGGAUUCUUUGCCAACGCUGCUACGUCCACUACAGCAGCUCCCAUCACUUCUACGACCGCUGCUAGCCAAACCUCAACUGCAGUUGCCCCAACCGCGGGACCCGUAACCACCUCAACGGCCGUGGCCUCCGACACCACUACCACCGCAAGCACAACCACUGCAUCCCCAGCCACCUCCACUGCAGUUGCCACAACAGCUGGAUCCGGAACCACCUCAACUGCCGUGACCUCCGACACCACCACAACCACUAGCACCACAACCACUGCAUCCCCUGCCACCUCAACUGCAGUUGCCACAACAGCUGGAUCCGGAGCCACUUCAACUGCCGUGGCCUCCGACACCACCACUACCUCAAGCACCACCACCACCACUACCACAACAACCACGGCUGCUCCAGCCACCUCCACUGCUGUGGCACCUGCCGACACGGACACCACUUCGACGGCGGUGGCCAAUGCCCGGAUUCAAACCACUCCCCUGCCCCACCACUAUGUGCCCAGCUCACUGAUCAGUCCCUACGAACUGCACCGCAUCGGCUCCAACCCGAUCUACGUCCGUACCUCCGCCGAUGCCUCAUCUUCAGCUCAGGCCUCUCCUGUAUACAUUCCCUAUAACAACAUUUACCGCAGGGCACAGGUAGCUCCUUACUUCGCCUACGGCAAGAAAUAG
Messenger RNA from Drosophila takahashii, 1006 nucleotides. RefSeq lists its product as uncharacterized. The record is from RefSeq and is a predicted model, not a curated record. Lineage: Eukaryota; Metazoa; Arthropoda; Insecta; Diptera; Drosophilidae.